AUGAAGGAAGCUCGGGAGAAGUUUAACAUAUCAGCUUCAACCUGCACAAGGUAUUGGAGAGAAGCUAAAAAACAGGCAGCUGAAGGAAAAACAAUGCAGGUAAUUAAUCGUAGGAAGGAUAGACCAUGUAGCAAACGUGUUCAUCUUGAUCUUACUUUACUUAAAAGUUUGCACUACACCAAAAGAGGAAGUAUCAGAACAUUGGCUGUUGGAUUAAGCUGCACUAAGAGCACAGUAGGAAGAUGGGUGAAAUCAGGCCUUAUUAGAUCUCAUACAUCAGCUAUUAGGCCUGAUUUAACAGGCCCCAACAAAUUGUUGAGGAUGAGAUUCACAUUAGAGGCCUUAGAAUUAGAUAGGAUUUUGAAGACAAUCAAGUUCAAAGAUAUGCACAACACAAUCCACAUAGAUGAAAAGUGGUUCUACAUCACGAAAGGUAUGCACAGGUUCUAUUUAGCACCGGGAGAGGAUGAGCCACAUAGAUCAUGCCAAAAUAAGAAGUUUAUAUCGAAAAUCAUGUUUAUGUGCGCUGUUACAAGACCAUUGUUUGGAAGAAAUGGGGAGGUUUUGUUUGGUGGUAAGAUAGGUAUAUUUCCUUUCAUAGAGAGGGUUCCAGCAAAGAGGAGUAGCAAAAACAGGAGGGCUGGAACAAUAGAAACUAAACCAAUCGAAAGCAUCACAAAGGAGGUGACAAAGGACUAUAUAAUAAACAAGAUUAUUCCAGCCAUCAUGCCAAAAUGGCCGGAGGGAGCAAGUAAGCAAAUCUUCAUACAACAAGAUAAUGCAAAGCCACACAUUAAGGGUGAUGAUUUGGAUUUUAUUGCUGCUGCAAAUCAGAAUGGAUUCAAUAUAAAGCUAGUGCAACAACCCCUUAACUCACCCGAUACUAAUGUGAAUGACUUAGGGUGGUUUCGAGCAAUACAAUCACUUCAAGGAUGCAUGAUUGAGAUCAUGAAGUUCAAUGGGCACAACAAGUACAAGAUUCCCCAUAUGGGAAAAGGUGCUCUUAGAAGGUUGGACCAACUACCUCAGAACUUAGAAGUUCCAAUGGAGCUAGUUGUUGCUUGCAUUGCUUAUUUGGAAGCACAAGGGUAUAAUGAAGGAAUUGAAAGGAUUGUGCAAGAUUUGGGAUUGGAACCUACUGUGCAAGGAGCAACAUCAGUGCAUCUUUUGGGAAUAUGA
This is a messenger RNA of Salvia hispanica, 1179 nucleotides long. The record is from RefSeq and is a predicted model, not a curated record. NCBI's taxonomy places the organism in Eukaryota, Viridiplantae, Streptophyta, Magnoliopsida, Lamiales, Lamiaceae.